Trichoderma asperellum CBS 433.97 is the source of this 1113-nucleotide messenger RNA. RefSeq names its product GTP cyclohydrolase II, variant 2 (gene RIB1). The record is from RefSeq and is a predicted model, not a curated record. Gene Ontology annotation, molecular function: GTP cyclohydrolase II activity. Gene Ontology annotation, biological process: riboflavin biosynthetic process. NCBI's taxonomy places the organism in Eukaryota, Fungi, Ascomycota, Sordariomycetes, Hypocreales, Hypocreaceae.
AUGCCGUCGAAUGCGAGACCAGCCGCUGGCGACAGCGCCCAACUGCCCUCCUUCUACUCCCCCCGAACCGCUGCCGCCGACACUCCCCAGAGCCGUGAUGGCCAGCCCAUCGACGAGCUGUCGCUGCCGCCCAGUCAUGCCAGCCCCUCGCCGGCGACGCAGCCGCCCCCGCCAUCGCUGCUGUCGCCCGCCUUCACCCCUCCGGCCACCCCGGGAAACCAGACGCCAACAACUGCUGGACUGCGAGGAAUACCGGUCGACAGCUCUAUUCCGUCCGGUGGAUGCGGCAGCAAGAAGCCCAGAUUACUAGAAACGCUGCCCGAGGUCAAUUGCGUUGUUCGGGCCCGCAUCCCCACCGUCAGCGGCACCGAGAUGUUCCUCCACCUGUAUACCAACAAUGUCGACAACAAGGAGCAUCUGGCCAUUGUUUUUGGCAAUGACAUCCGGAGCAAGUCGCUGGAUGAACCCCGCGAGGGAGAGACCGAAAUGGACCGCAUGAUUCGAGGUGCCUACACAGGUCGGCUGUUCCCAGGCCGGACAACGAGUGGCAUGGGCGGUCCUUCGUCCGAGUCUCAGCAGGAGCAAAGCCAUCGCCAGGACCCGCCAUUGGUGCGGAUACACUCAGAAUGCUACACUGGAGAGACUGCGUGGUCGGCGCGAUGCGACUGCGGCGAACAGCUUGACGAGGCUGCUCGGCUAAUGGCUCUACCGGGCAACAAGGCUGGCGGUAUCAUCAUUUAUCUGCGGCAAGAGGGCCGCGGUAUUGGGCUUGGCGAGAAACUGAAGGCUUAUAACUUGCAAGACCUUGGAUCCGAUACAGUGGAAGCGAAUCUGCUGCUGCGACACCCGGCCGAUGCUCGAAGCUACGGGCUGGCUACUGCCAUGCUCAUGGACCUGGGACAGACAGAUGUGCGCCUGCUGACCAAUAACCCCGACAAGGUCCGUGCCAUUGAGGGCCCGAAUCGAGAGAUUGUCGUCAAGGAGCGAGUUGCCAUGGUGCCCUUGUCAUGGAAAGGCAAGGGUGGCUUCAGAAGCCAAGAAGUAGAGGGCUACUUGAAGACAAAGAUCGAAAAGAUGGGCCAUAUGCUGGACAUGGGAUCAUUUCCUCAAUAA